UGACGAUUCAAAAGAACUUGUAAAAGUCUAAUUGAAUAAAAAUAUUUUGAUUUUUUUUUUGAAUUUUGAAUAGCAUGCCAAAUUUCUUCCCGAUCUGUUCAGUAAUUUGAGCUGUGCGUUGAUAAAUAAGUCAGUCACCCUUUUAGGUAUAUAUUUAUUACAGCCGUUUAUGGUGUAUAUAAUGCACUUAUUUUUUUAUUAAUUAAAUAGUUAUGAUUAUUUAAUUUAAUUUAUAAUGUAUUACAUCUGAUUACGUAUAACCUGUGUAUCGAAACUGAAUUGUACAUAAUAUAAUCUUAAAACAAAUUAUAAUAAAUCCAGACUUUUGUUAGACAUGUGGUGUGGAUGUUAUUUUAUUUUUGUCGAUUCCAUCUCAAGGUUUGCCCCACAUUAGAAUCUUGUACAGUAGUGAAGCGGUCCCCUACGCCGCUACAACGUUUCGCUAUUAAGAAAUAUAUAAGCGGUCGCGAAUUAGGUACUAAAUCACUGCUCGACCACGCUAUAACUUUAUGAUAUCACAGUAUUAUAUUAACACUGAUAAGUGGUUUUUUUAAUAAUUUUGUGUGUGCUUAUCGUUAAGAUUUGUGGAAAAUUUGAGUUGCAAAAGGUGUUUGAAGUAAGCUAGCGAAAUUAUCUUGUAACUGAGAAUCAAUUUGUGCGGCGGCCGGCGGCGGGGCGGGCGGCAGCAGUCCACAGUCGCACGCGCGCCGCUCUGAGCGAUGUGGGCCAUUGUUCUGCUCAUCUUCUACGCCACAGGCAGUCAGCAAAUAUCCAUAACAGAAUUUUCAGUACCUGACGCUGUAGAGUCUGGACGAGACGUUCUUUUGCAAUGCGGAUAUGAGUUGAAUUCCAGUGAAACCGGGCAAGGAUUGACUGUAAAAUGGUGGUUCGCGCCAGUUAACGAAUCCGAUGAUAAUCCGAUCCAACUGUACCAAAGGAUAGGGGGUCAGUCGCCCGAGAAAACAAAAAUAGUAGAAAUUGAAAUAAAAGGGAAUGAUGAUAUCUUACUACAGAAUGUCACUCCAGAAAGUUCAGGCACAUACGAGUGUGAAGUUUCAACCAUAGAGGACGAAAAACGGCGACAUGACACUCUUAUUGUUUUCACAAAGGGCGAAAUGGUGCUGAACAUCACAGAGGUGGAAGACGGUCCUGACGAAGACGAUGAAAAGGAUAUACUGGUGACCUGUGUGGCGACAGAUGUGGCGCCACCUCCAGAUCUCGUCAUUACUGUGAACGACGAGGAGUUAAUCAGUAAUGAUACAAUAAUACGUGAAGGAAACAGCACAUUCGAUGUGACCACGACAGUGGAGCUAAGCAGAGAGCAGGCGCUCGGCGCGAACAUUGCCUGCGAACUCUACUUCCGAAACGCCAAUAUCACGCACGAGCAGUACAAAAUAUCAAAGACUUUCGAUGCGGUUUCCACAGAGCUGACCACGACGGAGGUCUUCGAAGACGCCACCACUACCGAAGCCUCCACCCCCGGCAAUAGAGUCAUCGGGACCGAGUCGAGUUUCCUUCUAGUCAUCUCUGUAAUUUUCAUUAAUGAUUUCGCUUUUUUAAACACUGUAAUUAAAUUUAUAUUAUUAAACUUUUAAAUGUUU
Molecule: messenger RNA, 1601 nt
Organism: Maniola jurtina (meadow brown)
Lineage: Eukaryota; Metazoa; Arthropoda; Insecta; Lepidoptera; Nymphalidae
Exons: 7
Coding region: 720-1595 (291 amino acids)
Source: RefSeq, a predicted model, not a curated record